AUGUCUAAGCUCGUCGUAAUCACAGGAAUCACUGGUGUUCAGGGAAGCUCAGUUGCCGACACCUUUCUCCAAUCCCCAGGCUACACCCUCCGCGGCGUCACUCGCAACCCCGAAUCCGACGCCGCCAAAGCAUGGGCAGCCAAGGGAGUCGAAAUCGUCAAGGGCGACCUCGACGACGUCAAGUCCCUCGAGCGAGCAUUCCAGGGAGCCAGCGUCAUCUUUGGUGUGACUGAUUUCUGGACCAUCUGGAAGGAUCCUCGCAACUCGGAGCUGAAAGCGCCGGAUCAGGAACUUGUUGCCUACUGCUACGAAGUUGAGCUGCGGCAUGGCAAGAACAUCGCUGACGCUGCGGCUUCGACGGCGGCGACGCUGGAGAGAUACAUCUUUAGCUCCAUGGCUGAUGCGACGAAAUCUAGUGGUGGCAAGUACACCAAGCUGUACCAUAUGGACUCCAAAGCCCAUGCUGCGACCUAUGCACAGAGCCUUCCAGCCUUGAAAGGCAAAUUCUCACAAGUUCAAGCUCCAGUCUACUUCCAAGUAGGAACGGAGUGGGGCCUACCAAUUACUCCACAGAAGCAAGCCGAUGGUACUUAUCGUAUGAAGGGUGUUGGUCCUGGACACAAGCCGAUUCCCUUUGGAAACGUACGGACCGAUCUCGGCCCUUGCGUCAAAGUUCUAGCUGAGCAAGCACCCCCCAACACGAACCUCUUUGCCGUAGGCGAUUACCUUUCCUGGACAGAUUAUCUCCGCAUUUUCUGCGAGACACAGGGGGUCAAAUAUGGAGGCUAUGACGGGAUGUCUUACGACGAAGUUAACGCGCUUUUACCGGGUGGACUGGGCCACGAGUUUGGGUUAAACGUUCUGUUUGCGUUUGACUUUGGCUAUGAGGGGAAUGAACCCGGGAUUGUUGGGCCUGGCGAUCUUGGAAUCAGAAUGACAUCUUUCAGGGAGUACUGCGAGAAGAACAGAUUCUCUGCUGCCUUGGGCGAGUAA
This is a messenger RNA of Trichoderma atroviride IMI 206040, 993 nucleotides long. RefSeq lists its product as uncharacterized. The record is from RefSeq and is a predicted model, not a curated record. NCBI's taxonomy places the organism in Eukaryota, Fungi, Ascomycota, Sordariomycetes, Hypocreales, Hypocreaceae.